CUAGACACAAAGGCACAGCAUCUUUCCCAGAGAGAUCAGCAGAGCGGAGCACGCCUGCAGAACAGACGUUUUGAACUUCGGCCUUUGUGCCCAGCCCCGAUCCUCCCCCCGUGGUGCAGGUUCUGGGGGAUCAUGCUGAAUAUGCUGUUGCUGAGUUGGGGGGUGCUGCAGGGAAUCCAGGCCAUCCUCUCCUCUGACCUCGGCAGCAGUCACCUGUCAGAGAUGCGCCCCAGUCUGGAUGGGGCAGACAGUUCCAGCUACCCCAGCCUUCUGCGGAAACUCAAGGAGGCCCCCGUGGGGCCCGCAGGGACUUUACCAAGGCCUGGGUUUGACAGGAUGGCUAUGGAGCUCCGCGUAGCUGAUGAGGACCUCAUGCAGGAAGCCAGUGUACUGGAGCCAGAGGUGUUGUCUGCUGCACUGGGGGCUCAGGGACGAGAGGAGCGCUCUCCACGCAGAUGCGUCCGCCUGCUGGAAUCCUGCCUUGGGCACCAGCUCCCCUGCUGUGAUCCUUGUGCCACCUGCUACUGCCGCUUCUUCAAUGCCUUUUGCUAUUGCAGGAAAAUCAAUGCCACGUUCCCAUGUGGCAAGAACUAGCUUUGGUUUGUUCCCCGCCAACCCCUUUUUUCGCUCGUUGGAUUAGUAACUGUUUUUCCUUACGCCCAUGUGCCCUAUGCAGUUCCAAUAAACCAUCUA
Molecule: messenger RNA, 693 nt
Organism: Trachemys scripta elegans
Lineage: Eukaryota; Metazoa; Chordata; Testudines; Emydidae
Gene: AGRP
Product: agouti related neuropeptide
Exons: 4
Coding region: 133-594 (153 amino acids)
Biological process (GO): hormone-mediated signaling pathway; positive regulation of feeding behavior; adult feeding behavior
Cellular component (GO): extracellular region
Molecular function (GO): type 1 melanocortin receptor binding; neuropeptide hormone activity
Source: RefSeq, a predicted model, not a curated record